Messenger RNA from Sabethes cyaneus, 682 nucleotides. Its product is annotated as gamma-aminobutyric acid receptor-associated protein-like. Gene Ontology annotation, cellular component: autophagosome; autophagosome membrane; cytosol. The record is from RefSeq and is a predicted model, not a curated record. The transcript has a single exon. The coding region runs from base 140 to 499 and encodes 119 amino acids. Gene Ontology annotation, molecular function: ubiquitin protein ligase binding; GABA receptor binding. Lineage: Eukaryota; Metazoa; Arthropoda; Insecta; Diptera; Culicidae. Gene Ontology annotation, biological process: autophagy of mitochondrion; macroautophagy; cellular response to nitrogen starvation.
GCAAAAAAAAAAUCUACCUGUGCAAUAUAUAAAACUAAAGACGCAGUUAGAAAAACGAGCUCGUGUUUGGGGAAAGUGUCUGUGCUGUUGAAAAAAUAUCCAUUCUUACUUAAACCAGGAAGUGAAACAGUGUUAAAAAAUGAAAUUCAUCUAUAAAGAGGAGCACCCGUUCGAGAAACGCAAGCAGGAGGGCGACAAAAUACGUCGCAAAUAUCCCGACCGUGUUCCGGUAAUCGUUGAGAAGGCACCGAAAGCUCGCAUCGGAGAUCUGGACAAGAAGAAGUAUCUGGUUCCGUCGGAUUUGACGGUCGGCCAGUUUUAUUUUCUGAUCCGGAAGCGCAUCCAUCUGCGGCCUGAAGAUGCUUUGUUCUUUUUCGUAAACAAUGUCAUUCCACCGACGUCUGCCACAAUGGGAUCGCUGUACCAUGAACACCACGAAGAGGAUUAUUUCUUAUAUGUUGCCUAUUCUGAUGAAAAUGUUUAUGGAUCUGCUAACUAGAGGUGAUGAGCUGAUUACGUAUUGAAUUAUUACAAUAAAAUAUUUUAUAUUAGCUUAGUGAAUAGAUGAAACUUCAGACAGAAGUGGAAAAUGGCGUAUUGCUAGGAUUGUGAUAUGACACUGAACUGAAGCAUGAGUCAUCCUUAUAAUGAAUAAAACAGCUGUGUAAACUUUUAAAAUUAA